GCUUCUUUUUUCUUCUUAUCGAUUUCUUUCUGUUUCAGUUUCUUGAAAUCGUUUCCUUGAUCUGAUUCCCAUUUUAGAACCCUAAUUCCAGUUGAUUUUGUGAAAACGAAAAUCCAGGAAUGUAUCAUCAAUCAUCGCAGCACUUUGAUUUGGAGCAGGACAAUGCUACUUUGGGUUUUGGUGGUGGAGAACCAACUUCAUGGCUUUCCGGCGAAGAUCUCCGCCCUUCUUCACCUUCUCACCGCCGUAAUCUUUCCGCUUUUUCGAGUUCCACCGCCACUACUGCUGCCGGCAAUGUCGACCGUCUUCUCUUUAAUGACCUCGUUCAGAUCGUUCCCCUCGUUCAGUCUUUGAUUGAUCGAAAGGCAAAUACUUCGUACACUCGUAGGGGGUCAAUGAUCUACACCAAGACGCCUUCAAGAGAAUCACUAGCUAAUAAGAUGACUGAAGCAAAAGGUAGGAAUGCUCAAUCAAUUCCUGGGAAAAAGCGCAGGGACAACGGUGGCAACGAGCAAGAUGGAGGUGCUGAUGGUUUCUCCAUGUUUUCCUCCAGUUCAGUUUUGACAAAGGAGCGGGAAGAAUUGGCUGAAUUGAGGGAGAAAGUGGUGGAUCUGGAAAGACAGUUGUUAGAGAAAGAUGAAAUCUUGAAAUCGACAGAAGCUUCAAAAGACAAAAUUAACUCUGUUAAUAGCAUGCUAGAUGAAGUUAAAAAACAGGCGUUAGAAAAAGACGUCUUACUGCGUUCUACUCAAGCGCAAUUAGCUGAUGUAAAGAUUAAACUAGCUGAUAAACAAGCAGCUGUAGAGAAGUUACAGUGGGAAGCAAUGACUUCCAACAGAAAGGCUGAAAAGCUCCAGGAAGAUCUGAAUGCCAUUCAAGGAGAGAUGUCAUCGUAUAAAGUGUUAUUCGAAGGCUUGUCAAGUGACAAUUUUAACCUUUCGGACCAAGAGUAUGAUGUCAUCCCACAUGUCGGUCACCUUCCUGAAAUAGAUGAUUUGGAUGAACUGGAUAUGAGCAAAAUGGAAGAGGCAAAGGAGGCUUACAUGGCUGCCAUUGCUGCUGCAAAAGAGAAGCAAGACGAAGAGUCGAUCACCGUAGCUGCGAAUGCUAGGUUGCAUCUGCAGUCUUUUGUUCUAAGAGUGUAAAAGUCAACAAGUUUGGACUUCACCAUUAAAGUUUGGAGUUCUUAUGGUGUCAUAUGUUGGAAAACAGUGUGUGUGUGUGUAUGUGUGUAAUCUUCUUCUUUUUUAAUCUAAUGAGUUGGGAUUGCAUAUCCACAUGUAAUGUUGCUGCUUAUUCUCAUUUCUGAGUACAGAAUGAAGAUAGAAUGCACCGACUUGGGUAAUAGAAUG
This is a messenger RNA of Cynara cardunculus var. scolymus (artichoke), 1352 nucleotides long. Its product is annotated as protein MICROTUBULE BINDING PROTEIN 2C. Lineage: Eukaryota; Viridiplantae; Streptophyta; Magnoliopsida; Asterales; Asteraceae. Gene Ontology annotation, biological process: plasmodesmata-mediated intercellular transport. The coding region runs from base 120 to 1145 and encodes 341 amino acids. The record is from RefSeq and is a predicted model, not a curated record. Gene Ontology annotation, molecular function: microtubule binding. The transcript has 5 exons.